This is a messenger RNA of Colletotrichum truncatum, 1584 nucleotides long. Its product is annotated as cytochrome p450 oxidoreductase. The record is from RefSeq and is a predicted model, not a curated record. NCBI's taxonomy places the organism in Eukaryota, Fungi, Ascomycota, Sordariomycetes, Glomerellales, Glomerellaceae. Gene Ontology annotation, molecular function: iron ion binding; oxidoreductase activity, acting on paired donors, with incorporation or reduction of molecular oxygen; heme binding.
AUGGGUUCUGAAUCUUUGUAUGUCACUCUCGGCGCUGCCAUUGUAGUGGUAUUCGUGAUCAGCAGACUCGUCAAGCAUGCAGGUCGACCUCCUCUGCCGCCUGGUCCAAAGGGGCUUCCUCUUGUGGGAAACUUGAAUGACUUGCCCAAACCUGGGGAAUUUGAGGCUCACCAUUGGUUCAAACACAAAAAUCAAUACGGCCCCAUCAGCUCUGUUAGGAUUCUUGGGCAGACUCUUGUGAUUAUCAACGAUUUGAACCUCGCAUUAGAGCUUCUAGAAAGACGGUCUGUGAAACAUUCCUCGCGGCCGAGGCAGGUAUUUUCCGCCGAGCUGAUUGGCUGGGCAAAUACUCUCGCGUUUUUACAAUGCAAUGACCAAUUCCGCAAUUACCGCAAAAAUAUGAGUCGGGUCAUUGGAUCCAAGGCAGCAGCAGCCCAGUUUGACGGGUUACAAGAGGCUGAAGUUGGUCACUUUUUACUGCAUGUGCUUGAUAACCCCGAUGGUCUCUUGGAUCAUAUUAGAAAAGAAGCAGGAUCUGUUAUUCUGAAGAUUGCCUACGAUUACAAUGCGGAACCAUUCAAGAAUGAUUAUCUUAUUGACAAAGCUGGGCAAGCAAUGGAUGAGUUUACCCGUGCCGCUGUUCCUGGAGCUUUUCUCGUUGAUACCUUCCCGCUUUUACAAUAUGUUCCUGAUUGGUUUCCUGGAACCGGCUGGAAGCAGGUCGCCAAACAGUUUGGAGAAACCGUGAAAAGCAUUUCGAACAAGCCCUACGCUUUCGUAAAGCAUCAGGUUGCUCAAGGAAAAGACACCUCAUCGUUUGUUUCUCGUAUAAUUGGCGACGGAAAUGUUACCCCCGAGGAAGAGUUCACUGCUCGAUGGUCGGCAUUGUCAUUGUACACAGGAGGGGCGGAUACGACAGUUUCCUCACUCGGUUGCUUCUUUCUAGCAAUGACGAUGUUUCCUGAAGUUCAAAGAAAGGCGCAGGACGAAAUCGAUCGAGUAGUUGGCGGCAACCGCCUUCCAAAUGCUUCUGAUCGUCCAAAUCUUCCAUAUGCGAAUGCUAUCGUGAAGGAGGUCCUCCGAUGGCAACCUGUGGCUCCGAUGGGUCUUCCUCACACAAGUUCAGAAGAUGACGUGAUUGAGGGAUACUUCAUCCCUAAAGAAGCUCUGAUCAUGCCCAACAUUUGGCACUUUACUCACGAUCCAGAAGUUUACGAAGACCCCGAAGAGUUUCGCCCUGAACGAUUCUUGGGUAGCGAUGACGGUGACUCGGCAACCGACCCUCACAAAUUUGUCUUUGGAUUUGGUCGUCGCUUGUGUCCCGGACGCAUCCUCGCAGACAACGCCUUGUUUGUCAACGUUGCUCAAUCCCUCGCUGUUUUUAACAUCAACAAGCGUGUUGUUGAUGGAAGAACAAUUGAGCCAAAAGUGAAGAUGACUCCUGGUAUUGUAAGCCAUCCGGAACCUUUCGACACUUCUAUCAAGCCUAGGUCGCCACACCAUGAGCAGCUUAUACGCUCAAUUGAGAAAACCUAUCCAUGGAAAGAGAGCGAUGCGAAGAUUCUUGAGGAAAUGGAUCUUUAA